UGGCUCUGUUACUAAAAGUCUCCUGAUUUCCAAGCUCCAUUGACCAUUGUGAAGUAUGAGUGUGUGGGUACUACUGCUGAGUCUCCUCUGGUCUCUGGUGGAGGUCCACGCUCAGACCUUUCCCCGUCUCUCCUUCAUGAGCCAGACUCUGGCCAACCAUUCCUAUGUGGACCUCAGUCAAGUGGGGAGACCUGAAUUUGAUGGCAGUGAAGGUGUUCAGUGUAUCACUGACCUGGUCACAUGUUGUAGUAGUGAGCAGGGUCCUCAUCGUGGAGACUGGUAUUUCCCUGAUGGAACUAGACUGCCUCACCCUGCAUCUGAUGUUGAUACCUUUGAGACUCGUGAGGCCCAGAGAGUUGACAUACGUCGUAACAGUGGUGCGAACUCACCAACUGGUAUCUAUCGCUGUGAAAUUCCAACUAAUGCUGUCCAUGAUGGUACUGACACCUCAGUGAGAGACACAGUCUAUGUGGGACUGUAUACUGCUAAUAGAGGAGACGUUGAAAUAUCAGGCGAAAUGGAAUUCUCCGAAGCCCUCCGUGGACCCAGUCCUCAGUUCACCCUGGCCUGUAUCUCCACUGGUGGACCUGCUACCACUGUCACUUGGACCAGAGACUCCACCACUGUCACCCAAGGAACCGAGACUGUGUUAAAAUGACCCAGUGACUGCACAGUACACCCACACUCUGACUGUGACUGGGAGACUGCCUGGACUCUACACAUGUACUGUAGCUAAUAACAAGCCAUCCAACGCUUUGGUGAUGAGAGCGUUUUUACUGGAAGCUCCCACGAAUGCUCCAGAGAUGUUCAAGGCAGUAGCUGGAGAGAGAUAUGUGGUGUUCUCCUGGUCUCCCCACGUGACUCAUCUCCAUGGAGCCAUUGAUAACUACACACUCUCCUGCUCCCCCUCCCCCUCCUCCCUCCCCCAGUCCCCCUCCUCCCAGUCUGGGAGCCUCACUGCCACUGGCUUCUCUCCCAACACUCUCUACUUCUGCUCUCUUACUCCUAACAACCUCUGGGGCUCGGGGCCUCCUGCUAGAGCUAACCUCAGCUAUACCUACUUUCAACUGCGGCUUAAAGGAGGGUUACCUUGCACGGAAGUAAUAGCAACACUCACAGAGCAGAAACUGGAUGAUGUUAGAGCUGCAGUAUUGGAGCAGCUGGAGGCUUCCUGUGCCGAAUGUGCAAGUGAAAACAUAAACAGACAGUCGUUUUCCUGUUUUGAGGAAUCUCCGUCAUUCCUGACCUAUCGAGCCAGACUGGAAGGGACCUCAGCUACUGAUAGUGGCUCCCUCAUCUCUCUGAUAGAGGCCUGGGUGAGAGGAGGCGGGGCCAGCGUCAUUGUGACUGGAGUACUAAUGAUUGUAGAUUCACGGUGUUCAGUGGCCAUCUCUUCUCCUGGUGAACCAGAGUGCUCUCGACCAACUACAACAUCUCCUACACCUCACAUUACCUCAAACUUCCGCCAUUUCAUCUACUCAGAGUUGUGCUGAAAACACCCCAGCAAUUAUUGGAGGGGCAGUUGCAAUUGCCAUAGCUCUAAUCACUGCAGCUACCAUUAUAGCUGUAGUUGCUCUAGUUCUAAGGAAUCGUCCUCACACUAUCAAGAAAACUUCAACAGAAGGGACUGCUAUACACACAGCUACUAAUACAGCCUAUGGGACGACAAAGAGAAAGCCAGAGAGGAUAGGGGGUGCCCCUACCAUCUCAUCAUCGUCAGAUAUUGGACCGAUUGAGGAAGAGAAGAUGUAUGAGAUGAUGCCAGUAGAAGAAAAGUGAACGUAUACUGUAGGACUGUAGAUUUGUUCAGUACUUAUAAUACUCUUUAAUUAGACUCAUGCACUAUUCCCUCAUAUAUAAACUUUCAAAAUUGUGCACUGUUUGUUUAUAUAGCUAUAAUAUACUCACACAUCCUUUUCAGACUACAAGCAGAUACUCAGAAGGGGUAAAGUGAUGCAAUCAAU
Molecule: messenger RNA, 1964 nt
Organism: Geodia barretti
Lineage: Eukaryota; Metazoa; Porifera; Demospongiae; Tetractinellida; Geodiidae
Source: the annotation of a GenBank genome assembly